CGGCCGCCCCUUGCCCUCCGCAUCUCGUGGCUCGUCGCCGACGGUUGCCUCGCACGGCGCGCACCUCGCUCAGCGAGUCUGCCGAACCCGAGUUGUCGGUCAGUUGUCGCUCCGCACGGACCCCUCUCCAAUCACGUCGACCGGCUCCACCUCGUUCAGCCCCGAGCGGCACACAUCCUCCCUCGCCUCGACCAUGUCGCACGAAUCGUCGCAACCGGCCGACGCCGGACCCGACUCGUCGAGAGCGCCCGCGCCUUCGUCGCUCGCCGACUCGCCCUUGUCGCCCGCGCAGCAGCAGUGCCUCACGCCGCCGAGCGUACGCCGUCGCGAGGCCCGCAUUGCGCGCUGCAUGGUCGCCGCCGGAGCGCGAGCCGAAGCUCGGCGCGCCGCAGAAGGAGGUGGACGAGCAGGAGAGCGAGCAGGGUCCGAGGACGAGGCGCGGCUCGGCUACGCCGCCGACGAGGUCGAGGCGCGCAGGGUCGGGAGACGGGAGGCGGCGUGGCAGGGCUACGAGGCCGAAGCGGCGGCGUACGGCGGGCCGCAGGUGGGCGAGGGUCCGAGCGCGCUCGUGCGCCCGGACGGCACGCUCGACUGGGCUCAGCUCGACGCCGUCGCCACGGCCGACUCGGCCAACUACGCUGCCGACGUCGUCGGUGACGGCAUGCUCGCUCUCGGGCAGGCCGCCGACGAGCACGUGCAGACGACGCUCGGCUCGCUCGACGGUCUAGCAACCUUCCCGCCCCGUCAGCCAUGCGCGACCCUCCCCUCGCUUCCCGCCACCCUCGCAACGACGACGCAGCCGCCACUUGACGUGCUGCCGCUCGUCCUCGGCGCGCUGUACGUCGCAGCUCGCGCCCUUGGCCUCGGCAGUCGCCGCGCCGCCACGGCCAACCCGUCCACUGCGAGCGACAAGACGCGGCGGUCGGACGACGAGCACGCUCGGCGGGAGUGAACGUUCCUGUCGAGCUCUGCUGCCCUUUGUCUCUGCGAGCGAGCCCGCCCUCCCUCGCCCUCGAGCCGGUUCUCCCUUCUCUUUUGUACCCUCUUCCUCGUCCCCUUGUCGUGCCGUAGCUUUCCUUUGCUUCCUCCUGUAGCGUUAGACGACCUGACACGAUGCGAGAGUCCCUCAGCUUC
This is a messenger RNA of Rhodotorula graminis WP1, 1134 nucleotides long. RefSeq lists its product as uncharacterized. Lineage: Eukaryota; Fungi; Basidiomycota; Microbotryomycetes; Sporidiobolales; Sporidiobolaceae. The record is from RefSeq and is a predicted model, not a curated record. Bases 194 to 952 code for a protein of 252 amino acids. The transcript is spliced from 2 exons.